This is a messenger RNA of Stylophora pistillata, 3745 nucleotides long. RefSeq names its product transcription initiation factor TFIID subunit 2. Lineage: Eukaryota; Metazoa; Cnidaria; Anthozoa; Scleractinia; Pocilloporidae. Gene Ontology annotation, molecular function: chromatin binding; metallopeptidase activity; RNA polymerase II general transcription initiation factor activity. Gene Ontology annotation, cellular component: transcription factor TFIID complex. Gene Ontology annotation, biological process: transcription initiation at RNA polymerase II promoter. The record is from RefSeq and is a predicted model, not a curated record.
UAAAUUUUGUACAUAUAUGUUUUGGCUUCAAAUGUUUGUAAGCCAUGCAAACAUUGAUCUCAGUUUGUUCUAGCUUUUCAUGAUAUUGAUGUCAAAUCAUUUGAAUUAUUUUCCAUACACAUUGAUGCAGCGGUCAGCUCACUUGUUCAGCUAUGGUUGUGCAAAUUCUUCAAGAUUGUUAUUCUGAACUGUGCACAUGGAACAUUGACAUCACUGUUGAUAAAGACAUGGUGGCUGUGAGCUGUGGUGAUCUUAAAGAACAGGUGUUAACUCCAGAUGAAAAGAAGAAAACCUAUCAUUACACCCUUACUAUUCCAACCUCUGCUCCUAAUAUUGCUUUGGCUGUUGGACCAUUUGAGAUCCAUGUGGACCCUGUUAUGCCAGAAGUAACCCACUUUUGUCUUCCUGGUCUACGCCCAGUUCUGAAAAAUGCCACAGCAUUUCUCCAUGAGGCAUUUGAGUUCUAUGAAGAAUAUUUAAGCUGCCGUUAUCCAUACACUUACUACAAGCAGGUCUUUGUUGAUCAAGCCUACGAUAUCCUGUCACCGUAUGCAUCCUUGACAAUAUUUAAUACUAGUCUUCUACACUCUUCAAGAGUUAUUGACCAGGGAUUUGAAACUAGGAAGUAUUUAUCGCAGGCAUUAGCUGAGCAGUUCUUUGGAUGUUAUCUGUGCAUACAAACAUGGUCAGAUUUUUGGCUUUCAAGAGGCAUAUCUGGGUACUUGUUUGGUUUAUUUAUGAAAAAGAUGUUUGGUAAAAACGAGUACAGACAUUGGAUAAGAGAGGAAUCAAAACAAGUUUGCCAGUAUGAAAUGCAGGGCCCAGGAUUACCUCCUCUUCACAGUGCAGGGACAUUAUCAUCAUCCAGUGUACAAGGCUCCUGUUCAGGUCAAACACCAGAGUCCCUAGGUGUAGGGUCCCCUCAUAUGCACCCUCAUCUGACCUCAGGGAAGAACCUGGAGAUUGUGUGGAGCAAGUCACAUCUUGUUAUGAGAAUGAUUGAGAUGCGAAUUGGACAGGAGCCACUGCUGCAGGUCUUCAACAAGCUGUUGUCACUUGCAAACAGUGCAGCACAGCCCAGGGCAGACUAUAGGCUUUGGUCAAACCUUCUACUCUCCACCAGUGGGUUCCUCAAGUCAAUAUCCACAGUUUCUGGAAAAGAUAUCAAUGUUUUUGUGGACCAGUGGAUCUGUCACAGUGGAGUUGCUAAAUUCCAUGGAAGCUUUGUAUUCAACAGAAAACGUAAUAUUGUAGAACUUCAAAUCAAGCAGGAUAUGUCCAGAGGGACAGUGAAAUAUUUGGGACCUCUAACUGUGUGCAUUCAGGAACUGGAUGGAUCAUUCAAUCACACUGUCCAGAUAGAAGAUGUUUUUAGCCGCCAUGAAAUACCUUGUCAUUCAAAGAGUCGCAGAAACAAGAAAAAGAAGAUUCCAUUGAUUACAGGGGAGGAGGUGGACAUGAAUCUGGAUGCCAUGGACUCUGAUUCACCUGUGCUGUGGGUUCGCAUUGAUCCAGAGGUUAGUUGGCUGCGGUAUGUUUCAUUUGAACAGCCUGACUACAUGUGGCAAUAUCAACUGCGGCAUGAGAGAGAUGUCAUUGCUCAGAGUGAGGCAAUUAAGGCUUUGGAGCAGUUUUCAACUCAAGCAACAAGGCAAACUCUAAUAGAUAUGAUAAACCAAAAUGAAUGCUUUUAUAAAGUCAGACUUGAAGCUUGCUUUUGUCUUGCUAAGGUUGCAACCGCUUGUGCUUCAAGUUGGCCUGGUCACACAACCAUGAUCGGAAUUUUCCGAGACAUGUUUGGUUCACAAUCAUGCCCUCACAUUGUGAAAUACAAUGACUUCUCAAAUUUCAUCACUUACUUCAUACAAAAGGCUCUGCCAGUGGCUACUGCGUCUGUGAGAAAUACUCAUUCCCAGUGUCCACGGGAUGUUUUACAGUUUAUACUGGAUUUGAUUAAAUACAAUGACAAUAGACUGAACAAGUACACAGAUAGCCAUUAUCGGAGUGCCCUUAUUGAUGCACUGGCUGCCACCGUCACCCCUGGUGUUUCCAUAGUUACCACAAAUAGUGAUGGCAGCACAGUGGUCAAGUUAACAGAAGAAACACAACUUAUCCUAGGAGAGGUGACUCGCCAGCUGAAUUUAGAAAAGUUACUUCCAACUUACAUAUACGUUGUGUCUGUCAGCUGUUUAAAGGCGCUAAGAGUUCUUCAAGUCAAUGGUCAAAUCCCCUCUGACCCUGCUGCAUUUGAAUAUUAUGCCAGCCAUGGUCAUUUUGAGGAUGUUCGACUGGCAGCUAUCGAGUGCCUCGUGGAUCUAUCCAAAUCUGAGAGCCUUGAAAGGGGAAUGAACUAUUUGAUUGGACUAAUUGAAAGAGAUCCAGUGCCAUUUAUCAGACACUACACUCUUUGUUCACUCACAAAGAAUCCACCAUUUUCGCGCAAAUCUGAAUCGUCUCUGAAUAAUCUGGAUCUUGUGGAGUCUUUGUGGCGGUUAAUUAAUUCCAGUUCCUCAGUUGAUGCUCGACUCAGACGAGAUGGAGUGGAACUGUAUAAUGCAUUGUGGGGCCGGCUGACACCUGGCUGUGUUCCUCCCCAGGGGAUGGGCAUCGUGAUAGAUUUGAAAGAAAGGAAGAUAAUGAGCCUGUCUCCUCUUCCACCUCCAGUUUCCCCGGGAUCUGUCAGCGGCGAAGAAUCGACAACAUCAAAGAAAGGUCAGAAGAGAAAAGCUUCCAGAGCAGCGUCACCUGCAGAUUUAAGUCAUCUCGAUUCCCAGCCUGGUACACCUGUGAGUGUUGAGUCUGCUAAUUCUGAGGCCAGCAAACUUCGUUUGAAGAUUAAGAUUGGAGGAGAAGAAAGCGGCACUGAAAGUGGAGGAGAGACUCGAGUAAAACCAGCCCCUGAGCCUGGUGCCCCAACUCACAAGAAACACAAGAAGAAGAAAAAGAAGCACAAAAUUAAAGACGAGCGAGAGAAAAGGAAACUGAGCACGAGUAGCAGUAACUACGACUCGCCACUGAUGUUCGACGCCAGUCUCCCUUGAGCUUAAGUCUGGAACGAAGCGCGGAUUAAGUGACCAAUUAGGAGGAGUAACUGAAAACUUACAGUAGANUGUCUCCAGUAACUAGCUGUGGGUGCAGAAAAAUGAUCAAGUCGCCAUUGGUUUUGUUGUUGUUUUUUUUUCUGAUUUGUCUUGAAGGUUGAGGGGAAACCCAUACUCGUACUUUCAACAUUCGAUAAGAAAUUGUUAUACUAUGAAUAGAUAACAGUUGUAAACUACCGGUAAGUCUUUCACCUUUAUUGCUGAUUGACUUUUUUAAGCUUCCCAAUACUCCUGGUUACAAUAACGUUGUCAUAGAACAAAGGAACACGUCGAUAAAAUAGCAUACCUAACUUUGGAUGUUUCCGUAUUUUAAUCACCAAGAUAGCUUUUGGAAUCUGUUGAAAUUUCUAUACAAACAUCUGAUACUCUAAAGACGUUUGAUGGAACCUUUCAGUGGCAAUUUUGAGGACAUUUUUCCGGCUGCCGGGCAUACAGCUACCGCCUUUUCCCUUUUUUUUUCUAAUAGAGCGUCAUUGCAGUUAAAUGUAACGUAACAUGUGUCCAAGAGCGAGUGACCUACCUUUUUUAUGUACAGUCAAUACAUCUUUAUAACUUUGUAAUCGGUGGUUAGAGUGAGUUACACUACAACAAGAACCUGUUAUAUUUUGUAAAUAUAAAUAAAAAAAUUAUUGAAUACAUAGAAA